AUGUCAUAUAAUCGACGAGCCUGUAUUGAUCAUCAUUCAGGCACAUUUCUUAACCUUUUCGCUAACGUGAAAAACCCUAUUCAACCGGACUCACUUCUGACCUCCACGACACCCAAAGGCCACCAUGCCUCGCACCUUUUCAAUAAAUCCUCAAUGAAAACAGUAAAACACGUUUUCUCCAAACGUCAAGGAACUUCUUAUGACGUUAAUUAUAAUCACUACCCAUGUAAAUUAAUCGAGUGUACGGAUACAAGAACUAUGUAUUACAAACACCUUUCACGUUUUAGAAUUACCACUCCGACUAAGUCCACUUCUUUCAGUAAACAACAUGAGAGAUUUGAGAGAAAUUGUAGAAGAACUUUCAAUAAGGACAAAUCACACAUAGCGGAAGCUUCUGAAAUUAAUGAUCGCCUAGCUACUGCUAAUCGACAAAGAUUUCUAUUUUUUCACCCUCAAAAUAUUAACUCACCUAUUACACAUUUAAAAUAUAAAGAGUGUAAUCCCCGUAGAGAGAAUUACUCUUUCCCUAUACCUAUUCACAGUACCAAGAACAUCCGUUUGGAUAGUCCUUCGACUCAGAAGGUUAACCCUUCUUCACCUUUAGUCAAACAUAAAUAUAGAUAUACACCACGUCCAUCUACGUAUUGUCAUGAAAUUUCAAAUACGCCCAACAAUCCUUGGGACGGUGCAACUUUAGGAAUGGUCAACAAAUACAGUGAACAUAGGGACUUCAUGUAUAAAUUUGAAGCCCAGCGUCAAUUUAACCUUACACGCCAAAAUUACAUCGCAUCCCUCUCUCGGAAACGAUCAGCAUAUUUCUCUGAUGCCGACAUUUCUUCAAUCGCGAGUUAUGAUUCCGCACAAACUCACCAGUCUAGUAUAAGUUUGGAGACUCCUGUCCCCUCUCCACCAGCAGUCGCUGGACCUUCUAAUUAUAAUCAUCCAACCCCUAUUUCCCCUUUACCUGUUAAAAUAUCACCUGAGCUUUCUAAUUCGAAUGGCUCCCCCCCUAACAUGACCACUUCAUCCACUUUACCACCUGCGCAAAUAGAGAUAAGGCAAUUUGACCUUUUUAAUUCAGAUCCUUCUUUUCGGUAUACCAUAUCAAACUUAUUUUCACCACCUCAAAGUCAUAAUGAGGCAUUUUCAUCAUCUGAUGAAUACAUAACGGCUGAUUCAGAUGAUAAAGAUUCAGCAGAGCUUUUUAAUUCACCACCUGCUCCUUUAAAGAUCGUACAACUGGAUAAUAUUUUUAACCAGAAUGGUCCCACUCCCGUAUAUGAUCCGUUCGGGUGCCAGAAACCAAAAGGUUUCGAGUAG
This is a messenger RNA of Rhizophagus irregularis DAOM 181602=DAOM 197198, 1320 nucleotides long. RefSeq lists its product as uncharacterized. Lineage: Eukaryota; Fungi; Glomeromycota; Glomeromycetes; Glomerales; Glomeraceae. The record is from RefSeq and is a predicted model, not a curated record.